This is a messenger RNA of Penicillium waksmanii, 327 nucleotides long. RefSeq lists its product as uncharacterized. The record is from RefSeq and is a predicted model, not a curated record. Bases 1 to 327 code for a protein of 108 amino acids. The transcript has a single exon. Lineage: Eukaryota; Fungi; Ascomycota; Eurotiomycetes; Eurotiales; Aspergillaceae.
AUGAGUGAAGGAGUCCAAUAUCCCGAAACGACUGAAAGGGAACACCUCACUCCUGAGGUGAACCGAGAAGAUGGACGUCGCAACAUCUUUGAGGAUGUCGUUGCAGAGGAGAAUGUGUUCCAAUUUAUUGGCUCUGCAAGCAGGCACACAACGACCGCACGCUCAGUCAUAGCCAAAGCGCAUACGACUCAGUUCCUGGGGGAUGUGUCCAAUACGACAAUCCAGCAAAUUUCAAAGGACCGUAGCGAAACCACGGUCAAGGAUGAACAUCACCAUCCCCAACAACAAACAAAAUAUUUCAAAGGACCUGGUCGCACAGUCGGCUAA